This is a messenger RNA of Camelina sativa (false flax), 1285 nucleotides long. RefSeq names its product expansin-A6. Gene Ontology annotation, biological process: plant-type cell wall organization. The record is from RefSeq and is a predicted model, not a curated record. NCBI's taxonomy places the organism in Eukaryota, Viridiplantae, Streptophyta, Magnoliopsida, Brassicales, Brassicaceae. Gene Ontology annotation, cellular component: extracellular region.
UGAAAACACUCCAAUAGUCUCUUCUUCUUCCUCUGUCUCUCUCUCUCUCUCUCUCUCUCUCUCUCUGUCGUAAUGGCAAUGUUGAGUUUGGUUUUAUUUGUACUUACCAUUCUUGCAACGUCUGAAGCAAGAAUCCCUGGAGUUUACAAUGGUGGUGGUUGGGAAACUGCUCAUGCCACUUUCUAUGGUGGCUCUGAUGCUUCUGGCACCAUGGGAGGAGCUUGUGGUUAUGGUAACUUAUACAGCCAAGGCUACGGUGUGAACACAGCGGCUCUAAGUACGGCUCUGUUCAACAAUGGUUUUAGCUGCGGCGCUUGUUUUGAGCUCAAAUGCGCGAGUGAUCCACGGUGGUGCCAUUCUGGUAGCCCUUCAAUCUUCGUCACCGCUACCAAUUUCUGUCCUCCAAACUUCGCUCAGCCUAGUGAUAAUGGCGGCUGGUGUAACCCUCCUAGACCUCACUUCGAUCUCGCUAUGCCUAUGUUCCUUAAGAUCGCUGAGUAUCGUGCCGGAAUCGUCCCCGUCUCUUUCCGCCGAGUCCCAUGCCGGAAGAGAGGUGGUAUAAGGUUCACGAUCAACGGUUUCCGUUACUUCAACUUGGUUCUAGUCACGAACGUAGCCGGAGCCGGGAACAUUGUGCGGUUAGGUGUGAAAGGAACCCAUACUUCGUGGAUGAGCAUGAGCCGUAACUGGGGACAAAACUGGCAGUCUAACUCGGUUUUGGUUGGUCAGUCGCUUUCGUUUAGAGUCACGAGCAGUGACCGUCGAAGCUCGACGUCUUGGAACAUUGCUCCGGCGAAUUGGCAGUUCGGUCAGACUUUCAUGGGAAAGAACUUCAGAGUCUGAACAAGGGCAAAAUCGGAAACUCCCUAUCUCUAUUUAUUAUUACUAUUAAAAUUUCUAGCCGAAGGCAUUUAGUAUAAUUUGAGAAAUUUUAAUAUAUAAAUAUUAUAUAUAUUUUUCUAAGAGACCACUAAAAUUCCAAUUCUUCUUACAUCUGAAUGGGGUUUUUUUGUUUUCUAAUUUUUUUGAUGUGUUCGUUGGAGAGUGUGAAAGUGGUGUUUUUUAUUAGCGUGUGGGGUGUUAAAUUUUAAUUAGUAAUCUUUUGGGGUGAAAGUAGAAAUUUGUUGAAAGUAGAAGGAGCUGUGAAGCAGAUGUGAAGAGUUCUGGUUUCAGCCUAUUAAUAGUAAAAAAGAAGCAGUAGAGCUAUGUUUGUAAUGCUUCUUGUAGACCUCUAAUAUUGUAAUUUAUAUAUAAAUGUGGGUAUGUUAUGGUUUAUUUUUCUUUA